Anoplophora glabripennis (Asian longhorned beetle) is the source of this 996-nucleotide messenger RNA. Its product is annotated as craniofacial development protein 2-like. Gene Ontology annotation, biological process: DNA repair. The transcript is spliced from 2 exons. Bases 1 to 996 code for a protein of 331 amino acids. Lineage: Eukaryota; Metazoa; Arthropoda; Insecta; Coleoptera; Cerambycidae. Gene Ontology annotation, molecular function: endonuclease activity; DNA binding. The record is from RefSeq and is a predicted model, not a curated record.
AUGAAAAUUGGAACCUGGAACGUGAGAGGAACUUUUGAGGAGGGAAAAUUAAAGCAUAUUGUAAAUGAAUUAAAAAAGGGUAAUUUUGACGUAGUUGCACUACAAGAAACGAAACAAUUAGGGGAACUGGUAAUGGAAAUAGGGGGCUAUAUAUUUAUAAAUAGCGGGGGAAAGGAUAGACUACUGGGCACAGGGUUCCUAGUAAGGAAGGAACUAAAAGAGUUAGUAGUACAGUAUAAAUUAGUUUCAAAUAGGAUAUGCCUUUUAAGGCUUAGAGGAAAGUAUCAAAAAAUAACUUUUUUGAACAUACAUGCACCACACGAAGAAGAGGAUCUAGGGAGCAAGGAAGAAUUCUAUAACGAAUUGGAUAGAUUAUACGAAGAGAUUCCAAAGUAUGAUAUGAAAAUUUUGUUGGGGGAUGCAAAUGCAAAAAUAGGUAGGGAGGAAAUGUAUAAACCCACAAUAGGAGAUCAUAGCAAACACGAAGUAACCAAUGAAAAUGGAAAAUUCUUAAUUGAUUUUGCAAAGGAAAAGAACCUGAUUAUAAAAAGUACAUACUUCCAAAGGANCAGGAACUGCCCAGCUUACCACCCCUGCCUGCGACGAGCUGAAAGCGGUGACACGGAUCGCCCUCACGCCUGUCUGCCGGUGGUUAAUUCCCCGGCAUUCUGGGUGAACGAGGAACAGGACUCCGUAUCCAGCCCAAAUCGCAUCUGUAUGCUCCGUGGAGAGUCGGAGGGACCGACGUCGGUAGGGACGCGGUGCAGCGUCGCCAAUGUGCCUUACCCACUUAGGUUCGCUACCUCGGGGGGUCCUAAUACCGGCUCGACCAUCCCUUCGGUCGCCCCCACAGCAACAGACGAUACCAACGACGAGGCGGGCCUUCCGCAACACCGGGUAGGUCCAGGGAGUAGCGAAUUUGCAGCAGGGGUCGAACCGCGUGGGCGGCAUCACCAGCCGUCCACCCCCUGCAGACCGAUGUUGCGGGACGGGUAG